This is a messenger RNA of Owenia fusiformis, 2519 nucleotides long. The record is from the annotation of a GenBank genome assembly. Lineage: Eukaryota; Metazoa; Annelida; Polychaeta; Sabellida; Oweniidae.
AUGGCAGGAUUUGAAGAAGAAAGUGGAACUGUUCGGAUAUUUUCCAAAGACGAUUUCACGCUUCUGACACAAUUUGAUAACGGUAGUUUUGGACGUGUUUAUGAAGCAAAGCUUGAAAACCACGCGCGCCAUCAACGAAUUGCAGUGAAGACAUUUACACAAAACAUCGGUGAUGCGUCAUCAGAAAGUCGGACACAAGCGUUGAUAGAAGAGGCCACACAAAUGUUUGAGGCCAUACACCCUAAUGUUGUUCAAAUAUUAGGGAUCGUCUUAGAAACUAAUUAUCAUGCACUCGUUAUGGACUUUUGUGAAAACGGAUCAGUCAGAGACUUACUGAGAAGUAUCCCAACAAUUUCAAUAUCCUUACGGUACAGGAUAUUGUACCAAGUUGCAAAAGCGAUGAAUUUCUUGCACCAAAUGAAUCCAGCGAUCCUUCAUUUAGAUCUUAAGGCGUCAAAUGUUUUGUUAGACAUUUGCUGUCAUGUUAAGAUAUGCGACUUUGGCUUAUCUGAGAGUUUUAGUACCAAAGGAGGGACAGUUACGCAUAUGUCACCACAACAAUUGAAAGAUUCAGGCAGACCUGCGACAAAAGAGGAUGAUAUGUAUUCGUAUGGCAUUUUUAUAUGGGAAGUGUUUUCUUCUGGAAGGGAGCCAUACAAAGAUUCAGUGGACGAGGAAACACUUAAUAAACUGUUGCUUAAGAUAGGGCAGAAAUUGGGAGGAGCAUUUGUUACUCUUGGUGUUGUUCUUGGUUUAGAUAGAUCUGAUAUAGAAAAUAUUCAAAUCAGCAAUCCGCAUUUCGCUCAAAACUGGGGUUACGAAAUCCUAACAACAUGGAAGAGCAGACAAGAUGUGGAUAAUACAAGCAUCAUAGAAAAAUUGUAUGAGGCAUUAAGGGAUGAUAGUGUCAAUAGGGUUGACCUUGCUAAACUGUGUGGAUUUGAUAAGUCACAACACGAAAUUAUAGAGGGAGUUGUAAGAGGAAUGCGUCCGAGUGAUGAGUUCCUUCUUGCCCCAACAGCAGACAAUCGCCUGGAGGAGUUGUACGAUUUCAUGAGGCAAUGUUAUACCUAUAAACCCACACGGAGACCAACAUUUGAAGCUUGUUCCAUAUAUCUGGAGACUUUCCUCGACACAAAUGAGAUGAACCUGAUACAUGAGAAAUACCGAGGUUCAUUUUCUAAAUCUUCAAAGAUACAUGAUCUGGAUCUGUCUAAGGCUGUUAAAAGGACACGGUGCAUUUCGAGUGCAGUAUCGACAGAGGGCACUGCGUCUCAAGUAAUCCACAAUGCUGUAUGUGCCGGGUGCAAUAUGGAACCAAUUGAAGGCGUGAGGUAUAUCUGCAUGGACGGACAUACCUUCAACCUGUGUGCACUUUGCCAUGACAACGGGGACCAUGAUGGAGAUAAAAUGUGUAAGAUAGUGGAUCCAAAACAAUGGACAAGAGAACAAAACAACGAUGGUUCUCCAAACAACCUCCAUUAUGGAAUAAUCUGUGCAAUCUGCGAUGGACCAGUAAUCGGAUUGCGACAUGAAUGUGAUACCUGUGAAGACUUUAACUUUUGUAAUGAAUGCAUUGCUAAGGGAAACCACACGCAUCAUGGAAUAACUGAAUAUUAUAAACCAGAGAAGCCAUUCGACUCUAAAAGAGGAAAACCGAACACUCUUAAACAUAAUGGUAUAAUUUGUGACGGAUGUGGAUCUAGGAGAAUAUUUGGAAGACGUUAUAAGUGUGAAGAGUGUGAGGAUUAUAACUUAUGUAGUGUCUGUAAAGAAAACAUUGGAUUCCACAAUGACCAUGCCUUCAGUUUAUAUGAGAGUACGAAAUUUGGUAAAAACGAUGUCGUAUGGGUCAGCUGCAGUGCUGACGAUUUUCCACAACUACAACGGGGCUUUUACAUUGGAAAAAUGGCCAAGAUUGCUGGUAUGCGUGGCAUUGUGAGUGCAAUAGAUGAACAUGUAAAAGAUUCUGACUAUUAUUUGCGAGUAACCUUCAUCGAUGGUUUUGAAGCGCCCAUUCACCCAGAUGCACUGACGUUAGUGGACACUUCAAGAGAUGAGAUCAAGGUCGGCUGUAAAGUGAUAGUGCUUGAAGAUGCAGACAAAAAGGCACGCAAAAAAGGUUAUGGAAAAUGGGAUCCAGAAAUGUCAAAGCUGUUAGGCGAGUCUGGUGAUGUCAAAAGUAUUACAGCUGAUGGGCAGUUCUGUGAGGUAGUUAUUAAAGGCAAUGAAUGGAUGUUCCAUCGGUCUGCUUUACGAUUCGUGGUUGCAGAAGACGAAGAGAAAAAAGCACUUGUCAACUCGGGCAUACAUGACUAUAUCGACGUCAUACGCGAAGCUUCAUCUGACUUCAACGUGAUGGGAAUUAUCAAUGGUAUCAAGAAAAUCAAGAACCAUGUCAAGUCAAUGGUUCCAGGCGAUUAAAAUAAUCCAGUUGCUCGAACACAACUGGUCACAAAAACAAAACGAUGGUGAUGGUGCGAGUACAUCAAAAUGGUGGCAUCAGGAGUGGCACAUCU